CAGUGUGGAGCUUCCAGGUUCAUGCGUGCUGAUAGUCUCCAUUAUAGGUAGUUUGCAAUGGCAUGCGGCGCGGGAUCAGUCCAAGCCAUUGCCUACUCAUAUGUUAUUGCGAUCAUUCGCUUGUCCUCUACACCCAAGGUUAUCUAGAGUAUUCUGAUAUACCGGCACGGUACAGGUGUCUUCGUACAUGAGCACGCGACACCAACCCUUUCUCACUACAACACCCCGCGAACGCACCUCACGCAUACCAUCGUCUUUCAGUCGACGACCCGCGUUCCCAACCGAUUCAGCUCGUCGGAAUACCAAUUAUGUUAUUCAGCCUUCCGUCCGCCCUGGUGGUGCUCUGCGCUGUGUGCUGCUCUGGCGCCGCCCUUCCCUCAGAAUCUUUAGAACCCGAAAAAGCGGACAACUCAGACUUCUCAAGCCUACGAGGACUAUCGAAAAAUCAUAAAGAUAUGAGCGGAAGAGCGGGGGAUCCCAAAUCUAAGUACUUCCAUGAGUCUAUCUUCCAUCCCCAUUACGACGGACGCUUCGCAAUGAAGACAUUACCGGAAGAAUACCAGCAUGGUAAUCUCAGUACCAUGAUGCAGUCAUACCUAGCGACUAUGAGCGCGAUUGGUGCAGAAACAUGGAUCAUGCAUGGGUCUUUAUUGGGGUGGUGGUGGAAUCGAAAAAUAAUGCCGUGGGAUUCCGAUGUGGAUGUUCAAGUUUCUGAAAGAAGUAUCAAGCUUCUAGCCAACUACUACAACAUGACGGUGCAUAAAUACAAGGGCGAAGACUGGCCUAGAGCAAAGAAAUACCUCAUGGAGGUCAAUGAGCACUACAGUAACGGCUCAACCUUGGAUAGAAUGAACGCCAUCGACGCAAGAUGGAUCGACACCGAGACUGGUUUGUUCAUUGAUAUUACAACCUUGAGACGAGACCGUGAUGCCGAGAAGAAGGGCGAGACCGGGAAGCUGUAUUCAAAAGACAGACAGAGAUUCGACGCAGAUGACAUUUACCCUCUGCGACAAAGCGAAUUCGAAGGAAAACCAGUAAAGAUCCCAUAUGCGUAUACAAGGUUGCUGGAGCAAGAGUACAGCCCUAAGGCUUUGACAAAACUUAGUCACAGCAAACAUGACUUUGACAGAAAGACAUAUGAAUGGGUCAAACAGACACAGAAACCGUGAGUUCCCCAGAAUACCUACGGUGGUUGACCAGGUCACUGACAUACUUUUCUCAGGCUCUUCAAGCAGUUCAAGUGAUAUGACCAAGCACCUUACAACAGUAUAUGCUCCGGAGUUCGUCGUAUGUUCUGUAGUAAAGAGAUUUGUUAAGGGGUUCUGGCAUCCCGCCUGUAGACAUAUUGGUAGCGUUUCAGUCUUCUAUGCACUUCCAAGAUUAUACCAAGAUGGAAAUAAUCCACACAUAACGAUAAAUUUUAUGUAUGUAUUAGGUACAAAUAUGUUUUGUAGCAGCUACUUUGCUAGAGGCUUGAAGUAACAGCCCAGCAUGGCGCAAUAUGAUCCGACAAAAACCAUGAGGUCAUAGAUACUAGAUCAUAAUAGUUUGGUGUUAUCAGUGUGGAAUGCCAAACUGUCAUCACGGAAGAAUCUGGAUCAACCUUGAAGCCUCUUCGCGCGCGAA
Molecule: messenger RNA, 1626 nt
Organism: Pseudovirgaria hyperparasitica
Lineage: Eukaryota; Fungi; Ascomycota; Dothideomycetes; Acrospermales; Acrospermaceae
Exons: 2
Coding region: 309-1169 (286 amino acids)
Source: RefSeq, a predicted model, not a curated record